Molecule: messenger RNA, 750 nt
Organism: Cydia amplana
Lineage: Eukaryota; Metazoa; Arthropoda; Insecta; Lepidoptera; Tortricidae
Exons: 1
Source: RefSeq, a predicted model, not a curated record
CGAUCCAACAUUCUGCUGCUACAUGGGGUUCCAGAGGCUCAGGACGAGGUAGUCGUCGAAACAGUGACAAGUAUUUGCCAGGAUAAACUUCAAUUGCAAGGUAUAUCGGAGUCCUCCUUUAUAGUCUGCCAUCGUCUUGGGAAGAGUAUGUCCAAAAAGAAACCCAGGGCAGUUCUGAUUAAAUUUGUCUGUCUGCGCACUCGGAAUGCUGUCUGGUCAGCAAAGAAACUGCUCAAGGGGUCAGGCUACACAGUCUCUGAGUUCCUCACUGGUGCCCGGCAUGCAGUCUUUGUUGAAGCCAGGCGAGUAUAUGGGGUCAAGGGCAGCUGGACCAGCGAUGGAAAGAGAGUUGUAGUGUGCCCGGAUGGUUCGCGGCGUAAAAUCACGACGCUGGCUGAGUUACAGGCAUUGCCAACGCCUUCAGGGGUGGCGGCCAGCUCCGAGCAGUCUCAGGAGCGGCCUGGUGUGCCACCGCAAUCGUCUGCCGCAGGGGCGACUCCAGCUGGCGGUGCGUCGGCGCAGGUACUCCCCCGCCCCAACUGGGCCGCAAGGAAAAAUCCCGCUGACCUAUGGUCCCGAUAGUUUAUGUUUAGUUGUAAUACUUAUUUUAGUUACCGUAUCUCAUUAUUAUAAUGGCUGAAACUUUAAUGUACCUUGCUUUAUCUUAUGUACAGUUUAAUUUCAUCCUCUACCGACAUUCUUUAUUUUUAAUUGACAAUAUUUGUACCCAAUUGCCAACUAUAGACAAAA